Molecule: messenger RNA, 873 nt
Organism: Aspergillus calidoustus
Lineage: Eukaryota; Fungi; Ascomycota; Eurotiomycetes; Eurotiales; Aspergillaceae
Source: the annotation of a GenBank genome assembly
AUGAAGGCUGCUUUCAUUACUGCCCUCGCGGCCCUUGCCACCUCAGUGGUCGCUGCUCCUACCAAGAUUACCUCCACCGUCGACUCUGUCACUUCGGCCCUGCCUCUGAACUUGGACUCCGUUACCGACAAGGUCACUUCUGCAGCCUCCGGUGGACAUGUCGUCCAGGACCUUGGCCCUGAGGUUCGCGACGUCCUUGAAGUCACUGGCCCCAACGCCGAGCGCCUCCUGAUCCAGCUCAGCCCUGAAGUUGCUGGCCUUCUAUCUAGCCUUGGUCUCCCUGCUCUGGGCGGCCCCGUCGGCUCCAUCGUCGCCAGUGCGAGCUCUGUUGGUGAGCUUGUCAAGGGCCUCGGCCCUCACACUGAGAACCUUCUUACCGUCGUCGGUGAGGGUGGCCAGUACGUUCUCAUCCAGCUCUCCGGAGGCCUUUCUGGUCUCCUUUCUGGCCUUGGUCUCCCCGCCGUUGGGACCCCUGUUGGCUCCAUUGUCGCCACUCUUGGCAACAACUUGAAGCGCGACGAGAUUGUUCAGGAUCUUGCUCCUCAGGUUCAGGAUAUCCUCGAGGUCACCGGCACCAACGCUGAGCGCCUCCUUCUCCAGCUCAGCCCCGAGGCUGCUGCUCUUGUCUCUGGUCUCAGUCUUCCCAUUGGCGCGCCCGUUGGUGAGGUUGUUGCCAGCGCCAGCUCUGUAGGCGAACUCCCCAAGGACCUCGGAAAGCCCGUUCACGAUCUUAUCACUGUCGUCGGUGCCGAUGGCUCUGCCCUUCUCGUCAAGCUCGCUCCUUCCGUUGCCUCCCUUGUCUCCGGCCUCGGACUCGCUGGCGUCGGCCAGUCUGUCGGCUCUAUCGUUGCCACCCUUGGUAACAACCUCUAA